AUGGCUUCGCUCAGCGGUGCCGCCGCCACUUCCCGCUUUCUCCCCUCUGCCUCUCGCGUCCGUCUCUCCAUCUCUUCAGCUUCCUCCUCACUCUCUCUCUCCUCCUCUUCCUCUUACUCUUCUUCCUCUCUCAAAAGCCUCCGAUUCUCUCCCUUCGCACCUCACGUUUUUAAUGAACAGAAGCGAUCGUCAAUGAGCACUUUUGCUGCGGCGUCGGAUCCUGCUCAGUUGAAGAGUGCGAGAGACGAUAUCAAGGAGCUUCUCAAAUCUAAAUUUUGCCAUCCCAUUCUGGUUCGGUUGGGGUGGCAUGACGCAGGCACGUACAACAAGAACGUAGAGGAGUGGCCACAAAGGGGUGGUGCCAAUGGAAGUCUUAGAUUCGAAACAGAACUUAAGCAUGCAGCCAACGCAGGGCUUGUUAAUGCAUUGAAACUGAUUCAGCCUAUCAAAGACAAGUAUUCUGGUGUGACAUAUGCGGAUUUGUUCCAAUUGGCCAGCGCAACUGCUAUAGAGGAAGCCGGGGGUCCGAAAAUUCCCAUGAAGUAUGGCAGGGUGGAUGUCUCAGCCCCUGAUGAAUGUCCUGAGGAGGGGAGGCUUCCUGCUGCUGGCCCCCCUAAACCUGGUGAUCAUCUACGAGAAGUUUUCUACAGAAUGGGAUUAAAUGACAAGGAAAUAGUUGCAUUGUCUGGUGCACACACACUAGGAAGGUCUAGACCAGAACGCAGUGGUUGGGGCAAACCAGAGACAAAGUAUACGAAAAAUGGGCCUGGAGCACCAGGAGGGCAGUCCUGGACAGCAGAAUGGCUGAAGUUUGACAAUUCCUACUUCAAGGAUAUCAAAGAAAGAAGAGACGAAGAUCUACUUGUAUUGCCAACUGAUGCUGUGCUAUUUGAAGAUCCUUCAUUCAAGGUGUAUGCAGAGAAAUAUGCUGAAGAUAAGGAGGCAUUCUUCAAGGAUUAUGCUGAAGCCCAUGCCAAGCUCAGCAAUCUUGGGGCAAAAUUUGAUCCUCCAGAGGGAAUUGUGCUCGAUGGUGUUGCAGGAGAGAAGUUUGUGGCAGCCAAGUACUCUUCUGGGAAGAGAGAGUUAUCAGAGACUAUGAAACAGAAGAUACGAGCUGAGUAUCAAGCAAUUGGUGGAAGCCCAGAUAAGCCUCUCCAUGGAGAGCUUCAGUGGAUGAAAAAUUAUUCAAGAAUAUUGUGCGAUGGAGUGAUAAGUAGAUUGCCUGUGCAAAUGCAAUUACAAGAUGGAAAGCAUACCAUGCUCACCCUUCCUAUUGAUUCACAGAUCCCAAUUUAUAAUGUGGCUGACAAUUCUUGCAAUUCGGGGGUAGCAUUGUCAUUUGCCACUGGUAAGGUUGAUGGGCUUUCCGUGUCCUUGCUUUUACACCACAUCACCAUGUAA
This is a messenger RNA of Dovyalis caffra, 1401 nucleotides long. Lineage: Eukaryota; Viridiplantae; Streptophyta; Magnoliopsida; Malpighiales; Salicaceae. The record is from the annotation of a GenBank genome assembly.